GACAUGUAAUGUUUUAGCAAUUCCAGCUCAUCUCACUGCGAUGAUUUCGUCGCUGACUUUAUUGGUGAUACGUUUUCAUGCACUGGUUCACUGAUAAGUAAUUCUUAGCAUUUGUUAUAUUUCACAAUCUUUUAACUCGUGUUUUUAAACUCUUGCAGUCACAAAGGAUUCAAGUUGCGAUAGACAAUGGAGCGUAUUCAUUUUUAAAGGAGAAGAUUGUGCAAAAUGAUAAAAGCAAGUGCUUCAGAUAGCUCAACUGCAAGAACGCAAGUCCUUACAAAUCGGCUCCAAAUGACUGAAUACUUAUAAUUCGAGCAAUAAAAAUAACAACACCACGGUCUAAAUUCCAUAAAUAAAUAUAUUUUUAAAAAGUAAUUUUAAGUAAAAGCACAAAUUUAAAUACCAUGCAUUUUCAUGUUUUAUGUUAUUGGAGCAAAUGCCCUCAAGUUUGAGAGCAUUUGAAUGCUGUGCGUCAGGAGGAGUUGUAGAUUGUAUUUUAUAGAAUAUUUCUAAACUACUUGGUCGAGUGGGUAAUGAGUAGUAAAGGGUACUGAAACAUAUAACACAAUGCCAAAAAAAAAGAUCUAAAAAAAAUUCCUAUUUGAAAAUAUAGGUACACUACAGUUGGUCAAAUCAGUCACCUGAGGAAAAUUACUUCCAUCAUGUAGCCCAUGUUAUUGAAUUUUCGUUGGAGGACUGCCUUGCCUAUACAAAAAAGAAAAAGGGGUUUCAUCGAUCCGCAGCGUUCUCACUCUCGUCCCACGGCUGGGCGAGAGGCUGACUGGACGCGUGGAAACCCUUAGCUGAUGAUAGGAUCCGUCAUAGCCCUAACAUGAAUGUGCCAUUUUUUGUUUUAAAAGCCGCUCUUUUGGCUGCGAUCAGCACUCGCUGUUAUGCCAGCAGCGUCCCUUCAUUCAUCCUGCCGUUCACCGACUGUGCCGGGAGUCGUGGGAAAGACGGCUUCUACCGGGGAGCGAUAGACGUCACUGAGUCCGGCACCCAGUGUAUGAACUGGACCGAAGUCUCCGGCUUCGACGAACGGUACCCGGGCAAAGGCAUAGGCGAGCACAACCACUGUCGCAACCCGGACGGCCGAAUCCGACCCUGGUGCUUUUUUAGGAACCACAGAGGCAGAGUAGACUGGGGGUACUGCGACUGUAAACAAGGCUCUGUCCGUCUGCAAGGUGGCCGCUCCAAGCUAGAUGGCAGGGUGGAAGUGUACCUUGGGGGAACGUGGGGGUCCAUUUGUAGCAACGACUGGGGAGACGAAGAUGCUACAGUGGUCUGCAGACAGCUGGGCAAGGGAUUUUCAGGUCGCGCUCGAGCAGUUCCUCUGUUUCGUCCAGGCACAGCCAAGCUCCACUGGACGGCAGUCCAUUGCCAAGGCAAAGAGCCAGACCUGCUCCAGUGUCCCAAGGCAACCUGGAAUGGCGAGGAAUGUUCUCUGGUUGCAGCUGUUACCUGCAACCAGCAGCCAGCAGGUGUGUCCCUUCCCAUAAGGCUGGUGGGAGGCCGGUCAAAGUCAGAGGGCAGGGUUGAGGUCCUCCAUGCCGGGGAGUGGGGUUCCAUCUGCGAUGACCAAUGGGAUGACAGUGACGCAGAGGUGGUGUGUCGACAGCUGGGGCUGAGUGGCGUUGCAAGGGCAUGGGGCCAGGCACAUUUUGGCAAGGGUUCAGGCCGCUUGUGGUUGGACGAGGUGCGUUGCACAGGCAAUGAGCUCACUCUGGAGCAAUGUCCAAAAAGUGCAUGGGGAGAACACAACUGUCUGCACUCUGAAGAUGCAGGGGUCUCCUGCAAUCCUCUUACAGAUGGUACUAUUAGGUUGGUUGGGGGUGCCGGCAGCCACGAGGGACGUCUAGAAAUCUUCUACCGUGGUCAGUGGGGAACGGUGUGUGACGACGGCUGGACAAACUCAAACACGCAAGUGGUGUGCCGACAGCUUGGCUACAGGUUCGGAGAGACUCUCUCUCCUGGAGUGCCAGAUACUCCAGUUCCACACUUUGGGGUGGGCUUAGGUCCUAUUCUGUUGGAUGAUGUGAGCUGCACGGGGAAAGAACCUAGUUUAUUGCUGUGCAACAGGAGGGAGUGGCUGCACCACGACUGUACACACCAGGAAGAUGUUAACAUUGCAUGCAGCCCUGAGCACAAUGGAGAGGGUCUUCCAAUCAGUGUACCAGUGAGACUAGUAGGAGGAGAGAGCCCUAGAGAAGGGCGUGUCGAGCUCUAUCUGUCCGGUCAGUGGGGGACUGUCUGUGAUGAUGGAUGGACUGAUCAUGAUGCUGAGGUGGUCUGCAGGCAGUUGGGAUACAGUGGCGUGGCAAAGGCCCGCGUGAUGGCAUACUUCGGUGAAGGGACGGGGCCCAUCCACGUGGACAAUGUGAAGUGCACUGGUGAAGAGCUUUCUUUAGCUGAUUGUAUCAAAGAGGUUCCAGGAACGCACAACUGCCGCCACAGCGAGGACGCUGGGGUCAUAUGCGACUACGGAGCUCCGCAGCCCAGCUACAAAGUGGUGAAAGAUCCUGUGGACUCAAUUUGCGGUCUGCGGCUCAUACACACUCGCCAGAGGAGAAUCAUAGGAGGAGAAAACUCUCUGAGGGGUGGCUGGCCAUGGCAGGCUGCUAUCCGUUUGCGAGGAUCUCGAGUAGAUGGGAGGUUGGUUUGUGGAGCAACUCUCAUUGACACCUGUUGGGUCCUCACUUCGGCACACUGCUUCAAAAGGUAUGGAAACAGCACCAAGCAGUAUAAAGUUAGAGUGGGAGAUUACCACUCCCUCGUCCCUGAGGAAUAUGAAGAGGAGUAUGGUGUCGAUCAAAUUGUGCUCCAUCCAAGCUACCACACCCAUAGCAAUGAUUACGACCUGGCCCUGGUUCAUCUGUCACAGGGGGCAGUGGACAAGAUGCCGGGAGAGUGUGUGUCAUUCAGCCGUCAUGUCCUUCCCGCCUGCCUGCCCAUGAGGAAAGAGCGAGUGCUCAAACAAGCCAGCAACUGUCACAUUACCGGCUGGGGCGACACAGGCCGUUCAUACUCCAAGACCUUGCAGCAGGCUCCUCUGUCUCUGUUUCCACGCCGCCAUUGCCAGGAGCAUUUUCACACAGCCUUCACAAGCCGCAUGCUCUGUGCCGGCAGCAUCAACUCAGAAAGGCGUGUGGACAGUUGCCGUGGAGACAGUGGAGGUCCAUUGGUGUGUGAGCGCCCAGGAGGGGGUUGGGUUGUUUACGGGGUCACAUCCUGGGGUCAGGCCUGCAGGACACAGCAGUCCCCUGGUGUCUACACCAAAGUCUCCGCAUUUAGCUCCUGGAUACGCAAAGUAAUUGGACGCGAUGAAAAAAAGAAGUAAUAAACUGAAAACAACGGUCUAAAUCAAGAGGAUUCAUUUUCAGCCAGCUACUUGCAUAAAAGGAUAUUUCAGUUAUGAAUACUUAAUGUCAUUCUUAAUAAUCCUGUGAGGUAUAUCACAAUCUGACCUUUAGUGACAUAAAGACAAUGUUGGACUUUAUUGUAUUUUGUUUUUUGUCAAGGGAAAUUAUUCUUUAGCACUUAUUUUACUAAUUUAACAUUUUUAUGAGGUUUUCAUUUCAAAUGGUAUAUUCUGUAAGCUAAGCAUCUCUUUGUUUAUGUAGCAUCACAUGCAGCCCUUGAUUAUUGUUUUUUAAACUGUUUUCUGUGCUCGCUUUCGUUAUGAAGUUAUACCUUGUAACUUAUGUCAUGAAAUAUGCUAUUAAAACAUUGAAAAGGGACCACUGUGUUAGAACAAGCAUACUGUAAAUGUGCAUGUACUCAUGCUGAAACAGUAUGUGAUAGCACAAUAUUGCAUACUUGCACUACGAAAUCCUUUUUGGUACUUAAUGCAUGACAUCUAGUGCUUCUGUGUUAAGUAUUUUAGUCAUAUUGUCAAAGUGAAAUAUGAUUUUUAACCUCAUUUCAUUCUUGUUUGUGUAACGUUUUUGUGUGAUUUCAGGUCUUGGUAAUUCUCAGGCUUUUGCAAUUGCUAUCCAGUCAGUAUUUGUCCUUGACUUAGCACUAUGUGAUGUAUGCAGAAAAAGGAAGGGGCGUAAGUCCUUCUGAUUUAAAGCACAAGCAUUUUUGAAGUGUUGAUCUAUCACAGUGACUCAAAGGUCUUGGUCAGAUAAUUGAGGGUUGUCAUGCUUCUAACAACAGUGAAAGGAGACAAUCUGUUACACUUGAAAAAAGAAAAAAACACCCACUGCCUCCUUAUUGUUAAAUGAUAAAUGACCAUGUUUUUUGUCUCAACAUUUCUGGGUAAGCACAAAUUUUGAUAAAAAUUUAUAUUAAAAAAAAAUCUGAGUUUGUGUUUUUAAUUUAGAUGCCAACAUAUGUGCAGUGUUCAUAUUUUAUUUUUGAAGUAAAAAAAAACCCCAACGCAUUCACUUGUACAUUUUAUACGACAUGUCCUGUCUUUCCACCACAUCUAAUAGGUCACAGCUGCUGGAACAACAGAGCUCCUUCAGGGUUGUUUUGUUUUUACUGCAAAGUGUCAAAGCAAGCAUCCCCUUGUCAGAUGAUGUGUAUGCACACCCAAUGGAAAACAAUGCCACUGGUAUGUCGCAAAGUGUUUGCGGGAACUGUAGCCGGUACUCCUGAUUUAUGAGAAAAGGUGUACAAGUUGCUGUGAAUGCAAAACCAGCAUUUCAUGUUUCUUUAUGUUCUACAAAAUGUAUUAAAAGGUUACUUGAGGUUACUCAAGUACUCAUCAUACUUUUUCAGCAUGAGUAAAUGCAACUUUGCUUUCACAUGAGACAGCAUACACUAUCAAACUGUAGUGGUGGGGUUUUGGUUUUUAUAUCUAAUCCUGCUUUCUCAUGUAUCCAGAAGUAUACGCCUCCCUCACGAAUUAGUAUCUCGACAGAUUCCUACUUUCAACAUACAACAAGAACACUCGUAUUUUAAAAUAAAAAAAAAAAUUGGCAAAGUUUUGGCAAAUUUUUAAGAUCUACAAACAAAGAAUACUACACUCCUGUAAGUUCAUGCUCACUUCUGUGCCUAAAGGCACAUUGCAAGAAAUGGUAAAAUAUACUUAAUUUAUCCCAAAAGAUUGGGAUUAAACGUUAACAUUAUUUUAAAUUUGCUGUCACCUGUUGAUCAGCAG
This is a messenger RNA of Haplochromis burtoni (Burton's mouthbrooder), 5107 nucleotides long. It is a transcript of the gene prss12, whose product is annotated as serine protease 12. Gene Ontology annotation, molecular function: serine-type endopeptidase activity. Lineage: Eukaryota; Metazoa; Chordata; Actinopteri; Cichliformes; Cichlidae. The transcript has 13 exons. Bases 833 to 3337 code for a protein of 834 amino acids. The record is from RefSeq and is a predicted model, not a curated record. Gene Ontology annotation, cellular component: membrane. Gene Ontology annotation, biological process: proteolysis.